This is a messenger RNA of Leptinotarsa decemlineata (Colorado potato beetle), 1884 nucleotides long. Its product is annotated as probable peptidoglycan muropeptide transporter SLC46. NCBI's taxonomy places the organism in Eukaryota, Metazoa, Arthropoda, Insecta, Coleoptera, Chrysomelidae. The record is from RefSeq and is a predicted model, not a curated record. Gene Ontology annotation, cellular component: membrane. Gene Ontology annotation, biological process: transmembrane transport. Gene Ontology annotation, molecular function: transmembrane transporter activity.
UUUGCAGGUUCCCCGAGCCAAUAUCCGUCCCUGAAAUGUACAAUUGCCAACACAGUUUUACAGUUUUAAAAGAGAAAUGUUAUCUUGUCCACGACUUUAUUACACUAAUCUAGUAAUUCUUUUGUUGUAAAUAACGAAUUCCAACGAGUACCAACCAAUAACUUAUCGGCUUUUAAUCACCAAUAACAGUAUUUGUCUAGAUUUCUCAUUUCGGAUCUGUGGCAGUGUUUGUUUUAGUGCUGAGUUCGGCAGGAGGAAUUCCUCGACAGAGAAUGUGAAAGAUCUCUCAGUGAAGUAUUAUGCCACAAAAUGGUAGCGACAAUGAAGCACCCACCAAAGAAAAAGAAGCCCACCAAAAUGACUCACUACCUGCGCGUUCCUUGAAACAAAAGCUAGUGACCAUUAAAAAAGCAGUGACAGUGGAACCAGUCGUAGGUUUCUACUAUAUGGCAGUAUACCUGUGCAAGCCGGCCUUGGCCAACUUAGAAAUUGAAAAAGCGUGUAGGGUGAAUUUGCAGUACAACGACUCCAUCUGUGAUACCAUUGUCGAAGGCCAGCAUAAAAACUACUCUGCAUUCAACCACGAAAUUCAAGUAACGAUAAGUGAAAUGCAUUCGUGGCAGCAACCUGUUCAAAGUUUCAUGCCACUGAUAUUGAUUCUUUUCCUUGGAUCAUACAGUGAUCGCCACAAGUGGAGAAAACCAUUCAUAAUACUUCCAAUAGUGGGAGAAGUGUUGGGUACGGUGGGGUGUUUAUUAUGUGUGUUUAACAUGAAAACUUGGUCGUUAGAAGUACAAGGUGUUUUACAAAAAGUAAUUCCGUCUUUAUUUGGAGGACAAACUAUGUUGAAUAUGGCUACGACAGCCUAUAUUGCCGAUAUAAGCUCUAUAGAGAUGCGAACUAUUAGGUUAGGAAUCCUACAAAUAGUGAUAAGCGUAGCUGGACCGCUGGUUAACUCAUUUUGCGGUAUUUUAUAUUCGAAAAUUGGAUAUAUUCCUAUUUUAAGCAUCUCAAGUUUUUUGUUCCUAAUAGCAUUAACAUUCAGCCAAUUUUGGAUUGUAGAAAAAACUUCGUCUGGUAACAAACAGGCAGUUUCCGUAAUAGCAGACAUAUUCAGUCCGAAACAUGCUAUAGACACCUUCCAAGUGAUAUUCAAAAAAUCCCCUGACGUUAACCAAAUGCAUAUACUCUUGAUGAUCCUCGUGACGUUCUUACAACGAAGUGCUUACGAUGGUGAGACUAAUUUAUUAUAUCUAUACGUUCAAAACGUAUUUCAAUGGACUCCAGUAGAAUUCAGUUUCUUUAUAACCGUUAAUGGCUUGGUCCUCCUAAUUGGCAACUCCUUGGCUUUGCCCCUAUUCACAAAAAUCCUACGAAUAAGUGACCAUAUGAUACUAUUCGUUUGUAUCUUGACAAAAAUAUUCUCGAACGUAGCUUUUGGACUGGCGACCACUUCACUGACUUUUUAUAUAGGUUCCUCAGUUAGCGUUAUUACGAGAAUGUACAGGGUAGCGAAAAAAUCUCUUUCGACGAAAAUAGUUGCAGAAAAAGACAUUGGAAAAUUCCAGUCAGUAAUUGGAAUAUGUGAAGCAAUAGCACCUGCGCUUGCUGUACCAGUAUAUAAUAGUAUUUAUAUACAAACAUUAGAUACAUUUCCGGCUGCAGUUUUUUUCUUCAGUAUUUUAUUGUAUGCCGUUUGCAGUGUCCUGGUUCUACUGAUGACCUGUUUAGUGAAAAGGGGCUGCGAGGAAAAAGGAAUGGGAGUAACAAUGAAUAAAAAGAGUGAUUAUGAUGACAACAUCAUUGAAACUGUACACUUGUGAUAUUUAUUUUUACAAUAAAUUAUUUUUAUGCCUAUGAUAAUUCUAAAAAAUAUAACUAAAA